UUGAUGAGCUUCAGGCAGUCUCUCCAGCGUUGAAAAUGCGAAUCCUGGAAGUGCCUUCUUGGUGACGGAGCUGCCUUGCCAAAUGAACCGAGCAUUGAGGAGGUUGCAGAGCCUUCUGGUCUCGCCUCCCCGGCUGCCGCGACCCUCACAAGCGGCUCACGAGCCCUAAGAUCGCCGCGUCAAUUCGAAGGCUGAGAUGGACCCGAUAAAGAGCUCAAGCUCAAUCAGACGUCCUUGCAAAACGUCUUGGAAGGAACUCAUCCUUCGACACGCCGUUCAUACGUCAGAGAUGGAGCCCUUUCAAUACGGCGACGUUCGCAGAGGCAAGAAGCGGUAUCAACGAAUUAAAGGCGCGUGCCCGCGAACAAGGCCUCCAACUCGGUCACGCGGAAUGUCUCGCCCAGUUAAGGAAAGGGCAUCAAGAGCUGGUGCAAGACGCUGCCCGCUCGCGCAGGAAGAGCAGGGCAGGGUAGGUGGAGAGACAGCUGCGUCCUUCAGCAACGGCCUUGCCCGCGAGCUGGAAGCGGAAGCGCAUGAGGGCUCCAAACGAAGGGGCGAUGGAGAGGGCGACGGAAACUUGGUGUCCAGGUCGCCCGAAGAGGCAUGCUCAUGCUGAAACACGACCACGAGCCUAGCCUAGGUGGAAGACAACUGAUGCAGGAGCAGGGAGACUUGCGCAGCGCUGGCGGACUCGAUGCUUGGUCAGGUGUACGAAGCAGGACGAGCGGUCGUCUCGAUGCUUCGCAUCGGCC
This is a messenger RNA of Tilletiaria anomala UBC 951, 752 nucleotides long. RefSeq lists its product as uncharacterized. Lineage: Eukaryota; Fungi; Basidiomycota; Exobasidiomycetes; Georgefischeriales; Tilletiariaceae. The record is from RefSeq and is a predicted model, not a curated record. The coding region runs from base 197 to 616 and encodes 139 amino acids. The transcript has a single exon.